AUGGACGAUAUAAUCGUGCCAAGCAAGGACGAAAAUGAAGGACUGAAGGCGUUAGAAAAGGUAUUGAGCGUGGCUUCGAGGGGUGGAUUACGAAUCAAGUGGGAAAAAGCACAAUUUCUCAAGAGCAAGAUCAAUUUCUUAGGCUACAUGAUUGAGAUCGGUACCAUAGCACCCACCAACGAGAAGAUUAAAGCAGUCGUUAAUUUUCCAAUUCCUCAAAGCAGUCAAGCUUUGCACCGAUACUUGGAUGCAAGCAAAUAUGGCUUCGGAGGCGUUUUAAUGCAGAGGGACUCGGAGGAUCAGCAGUUUCAUCCUAUUGAGUUCAUGAGCAGGAAAACAAACGGUUGCGAAGAAAAGUACAGUUCCUACGAGCUCGAGGUUUUAGCAAUCGUAAAUGCGUUGAAAAAGUGGCGAGUUUACCUUCUGGGUAAGCCUUUUACCGUGAUUAGCGAUUGCAACGCUUUCGCUUUGACGAUCAAGAAGGAUGAUCUACCACCAAGAGUUGCAAGAUGGGCCAUGGCUCUGCAAGAAAACCAACAGAAGGUAGAACUAGUUGUUAAAGGAUGCGUGGGAUGCUUGAUCAUCGACUCCAAACGUGGGAAAAAGGAAGGGGUACUCAGUCCCAUUGACAAGGCUCAGGAACCUCUCGGAACCUAUCACAUCGACCACGUUGGACCCCUGGACUGGAAAUGCUUCAAGUGUAACAGCGAAGGCCAUAUUGCCAAGGAUUGCAAAGGCGAAGUAAUAUGUUACAAGUGCAACAAGAAAGGACAUAUCUCUAAAAAUUGCGAUGAGAAUAAAGAAACUAUUUCCGUUAAGAAAGAGUUUGCAAACAUACUGGAAGUAAAAGCCACGAAGCGACUCAUUUACAAAAAGAAGAAAGCUGAAGGAGUGACAUUCAUAGCCAUGAUUGAUUCGGGAUGUGACUUGUGUUGGCUGAGAGAGGACGUUUUCAGAAGUUUUGACGGCUUGAAGUUAAAGCCAGUAGUUAAGCACCUGAGAGGUAUCGGCAAGGGCGAACUUGUGACCGUAGGAUGUUUCGACGUCGAUCUUGAAGCUGAUGGUGUAUGCUUCUCGGUAACUGUCCAUGUCGCCAAACAGAACGAACUCGAGUUCCCUGCAAAUCUGGGAAACGAUGUGCUACAGUCAGUCGACAUAAUGUUCAGUUUCAACGGCGUCGACUUUGCAUCGGCAUUUAAUGGAAUGUGUGUCACGGAGAUAGUCGAGAAAAGUUCCGUCCUAGAUAAAAUUGAUUUAUCUCACCUGGCCGACAAUCAAAAACUAAAGAUACAGCAGCUUUUUACAGAGUACAAACCAAUAAAAUCGAUAGAUUCUCCAGUGCGAAUGAGAAUCGUGUUGGAAGACGAUAUUCCUGUAUAUCAACGCCCAAGACGCACAUCAUACGAGAACAGGUGUUUCAUAGAGAAUCAAGUGCAGGAAUGGUUGGCAGAGGGAAUUAUUGUACCCAGCUCCUCAGAGUAUGCUUCGCCAGUGGUCCUGGUAGCUAAAAAGGACGGCUCCAGACGAUUUUGUUGCGAUUAUCGCCGACUCAAUCAAAAAAUCAUGAAGGACUAA
Drosophila eugracilis is the source of this 1575-nucleotide messenger RNA. RefSeq lists its product as uncharacterized. The transcript is spliced from 4 exons. The record is from RefSeq and is a predicted model, not a curated record. NCBI's taxonomy places the organism in Eukaryota, Metazoa, Arthropoda, Insecta, Diptera, Drosophilidae. The coding region runs from base 1 to 1575 and encodes 524 amino acids. Gene Ontology annotation, molecular function: zinc ion binding; nucleic acid binding.